GGGAACAGCUGUACCUAGAGCGGAAAUACUCUUUACGGAAGUGAUAGCUGUGCUACUCGUGGGUGGGAUGGCUGCGGGCCGCGUCUUUCUAAGUCGAAUUCGCGCACCGUUUUGUCACAUGGCCCAGAGCCCACUCGAGGGCGCUCCCUCUUCCAGGGGCCUACAUGCGGGGUGCGGGCCCCGAAGGCUGUCCAUCGAAGGCAACAUCGCUGUGGGAAAGUCCACCUUUGUGAAGUUACUCACGAAAACUUACCCAGAGUGGCACAUAGCUACAGAACCUGUAGCAACAUGGCAGAAUAUCCAGGCCCUUGGCACACAAAAAGGCUCUGCCACCCAAAGCAUUGGAAACUUGCUGGAUAUGAUGUACCGGGAGCCGGCACGAUGGUCUUACACGUUCCAAACAGUUUCCUUUAUGAGCCGCCUGAAAAUACAGCUGGAGCCCUUUCCUGAAAACCUUUUGCAGGCCAAGAAACCAGUACAGAUCUUUGAGAGGUCUGUGUACAGUGACAGGUAUAUCUUUGCAAAGAAUCUUUUUGAAAAUGGUUCCCUCUGUGACAUCGAAUGGCAUAUCUAUCAAGACUGGCAUUCUUUUCUCGUGCAGGAGUUUGCCAGCCGGCUCAAAUUACAUGGCUUCAUCUACCUCCAGGCUACUCCUCAGGUUUGUUUGGAGAGACUGUACCUGAGGGCCAGAGAGGAAGAAAAAGGAAUUGAGCUGGCCUAUCUUGAACAGCUUCAUGGUCAACACGAAGCCUGGUUUAUUCACAAGACAACUAAGCCCCACUUUGAGACUCUGCAGAAUAUUCCUGUGCUGGUGUUGGAUGUCAAUGAUGAUUUUUCUGAAGAGGUAACCAAACAAGAAGAACUCAUGAGAAAGGUAAAGACCUUUGUAAAGAAUCUGUAAACUUGGGGUGGCACCUGUGGCCCAAGGAGUAGGGCGCCAGCCCCAUAUACCAGAGGUGGCAAGUUCAAACCCAGCCCUGGCCAAAAACUGCCAAAAAAAAAAAAAGGAUCUAUAACCAAUACCAUAAUGUUCUGGCUUUGAUCUGGGCUCUCGGACUCUCUGAAGCUAGAAAAAUGUUGCAUCUCCCACCCACCUUUCCAUCCCCAGCCCCUUUCUCCCCUAGAGUACUGUAACACUCUUGGGGGAUGGUUUGUGUUAGCUUCAGACUAUGCCUUUUUCUUCUUCUGUAUCUCAAAGACUUUGAAAAUAAAGUUUACUUAUGUUUUGCUUA
Nycticebus coucang (slow loris) is the source of this 1232-nucleotide messenger RNA. RefSeq names its product deoxyguanosine kinase (gene DGUOK). The record is from RefSeq and is a predicted model, not a curated record. Gene Ontology annotation, molecular function: deoxyguanosine kinase activity; ATP binding. The coding region runs from base 68 to 901 and encodes 277 amino acids. The transcript has 7 exons. Gene Ontology annotation, biological process: nucleobase-containing compound metabolic process. Gene Ontology annotation, cellular component: mitochondrion; cytoplasm. NCBI's taxonomy places the organism in Eukaryota, Metazoa, Chordata, Mammalia, Primates, Lorisidae.